AUGGACGUAUAUGUCCAGAUCACGGGACUGGACUCGGGAAAAACGCGCGGAGUCAAGGCGCUGCUCGAUAGUGGCUGCAGUACCUGCUGUAUCAAUACCGACUACGCGCAGGCAGAGAAGCUGGAUAUCCAAGAACUUCCCCAACCCAUUGUGGCUCGUAAUGCCGACAACACCGAGAACAUCAGCGGCCGGAUCACGCAUUACGUCGAUCUGAGGAUGAGAAUCGGUCUCUUCAUUGGUCUUGAUUGGCUGACGGAACACAACCCUGAGGUGGAUUGGCAGGAGCAGACCAUGAGAUUCAGUCGAUGCCCAGAGCGUUGUCACAUGAGGGGUCAUGAGGAGCAUCAAGCGAUGAUUGACAUGGAUGCAAUCGACCUGGAGACCGGUGCACCGGAUCUGGAAGAAGGAGAAUCAAUCCUGUUGAUCGACUUUGGGAAGGAGGUGGAUCUACGGCUGAAGGAAACACCGGCGCAGAAAUUUGCAGAAGAAGCAGAAAAGGAGAAAGAGAGAAUGACCGAGGGGAAGAUUCCGGAUCAAUAUUGGGAAUUUGUCAAGGUGUUUGCCAAAGAAUUGUUCGACUCACUACCGGACCGACGGGCAUGGGAUCAUGCGAUUGAGCUCAAACCUGGUUCCAAAGAGGUGGACUGCAAGGUGUACCCGCUAUCACGAAACGAGCAGGUCAAACUCGAUGAGUUCUUACAAGAGAACCUGGCCAGCGGACGAAUCAGGCCAUCAAAAUCACCCAUGGCCUCAGCAUUCUUCUUUGUCAAAAAGAAGGAUGGUUCGCUAUGUCCCGUCCAGGAUUAUCGGAAGCUGAACGAGAUGACAAUCCGAAAUCGAUACCCGCUGCCACUGAUCUCCGAGCUGGUCCAUAAUCUAUGCGGCGCCAAGUUCUUCACCAAGCUCGACAUCCGAUGGGGAUACAAUAACGUACGGAUCAAAGAGGGCAACGAGUGGAAGGCUGCGUUCCGCACAAACCGCGGACUGUACGAGCCCUUGGUCAUGUUCUUUGGUCUCACGAACUCCCCGGCCACCUUCCAAAACAUGAUGAAUGACAUACUCCGAGAGUUGAUCAACGAGGGUCACGUGGUAGUCUAUCUGGACGAUAUACUGAUCUUCACAGAGAACUUGGACGAACAUCGGCGGACCACAAAACGAGUACUCGAAUUGCUCCAAAAAACACAAGUUGUACCUGAAGCCCGAAAAGUGCGAGUUCGAACGCACGGAAAUCGAAUAUUUGGGUGUAAUUAUUGGACACAAUUCAAUGCGGAUGGACCCAGUCAAGAUCAAGGGCGUGAUGGAAUGGCCAGAACCAAAGAGCGUCAAACAAGUCCAAGCCUUCCUAGGGUUCACCAACUUCUAUCGACGCUUUGUCCGGGGAUAUGCGGAGGUUGCCAAGCCAUUGACACGGCUGACAGGGAAGGCAGGAUGGUCAUGGGGUACGGAGGAACAUGCGGCAUUCGAUGGAUUGAAGAAAAGAAUCGCGGAGGAUGCGGUCUUAGCACUGCCAAAUGA
Molecule: messenger RNA, 1515 nt
Organism: Mycena citricolor
Lineage: Eukaryota; Fungi; Basidiomycota; Agaricomycetes; Agaricales; Mycenaceae
Source: the annotation of a GenBank genome assembly